UACGACACUCGCCAGCAUCUCCCAACCUAGGACCCUGUUGUUAUAAGAACUCUCCCAAUCCUGUAAAACCCUAAUCUUCAACUCUGCUCUUCUGGUCUUCGACUGACGGCCGUCGUCUCUGUUUCUUCACAGUCACACCCCUCACCAGACCGCACAGAUGGGAUUCAAACGAUAUGUUGAGAUCGGGCGGGUGGCUCUGAUCAACUACGGGAAGGAAUAUGGAAAGCUCGUCGUCAUCGUCGAUGUCGUCGAUCAGAACCGGGCACUAGUUGAUUCCCCAGAUAUGGUUAGGAGCCAAAUUAACUUCAAGAGGCUUACUCUCACCGAUAUCAAGAUUGAGAUUAACAGAGUUCCCAAGAAGAAGACGCUUAUUGAAGCCAUGGAGAAGGCUGAUGUUAAGGGCAAGUGGGAGAACAGCUCAUGGGGUCGCAAAUUGAUCGUUAAGGAGAGAAGGGCUGCCCUUACCGACUUUGAUAGGUUCAAAUUGAUGUUGGCCAAGAUCAAGAGAGGAGGAUUGGUCAGGCAAGAGCUCGCCAAGCUGAAGAAGGAGACCGCCGCUUAGGACCUCCCACAGUAUUAUUUUCUCUAUUUUUGUUGGUAGUCUGCAAGGGUUGUGCCUCUGGGAUGUUGUUUCGUUUUCUGUUUCAGAUAUACAUUGAUCAGCUGAAGGGAUUUUCUUUUUGUGAUAUGAAACGAGAGACCCAUUUUGUAGAAGCUAAGAGUGCAAUGUUUUUGGCGUGUUUAUUGCUAUUCAUAUCGCCUUGCUGUUUCUCGUAUUCAUAAGUAGAUCUGAAGGUUUCAAUUUUGUCGGUGCAAAGUUUUGUUCUCUUAAGGCUUGUUUAGUUUCAUUUCUGUUUUCUCAAACAAAUGUUGAAAAAACAACAUUUUGUCGUUUUUGAAACA
Linum tenue is the source of this 903-nucleotide messenger RNA. Lineage: Eukaryota; Viridiplantae; Streptophyta; Magnoliopsida; Malpighiales; Linaceae. The record is from the annotation of a GenBank genome assembly.